Messenger RNA from Oikopleura dioica, 600 nucleotides. NCBI's taxonomy places the organism in Eukaryota, Metazoa, Chordata, Appendicularia, Copelata, Oikopleuridae. The record is from the annotation of a GenBank genome assembly.
AUGAAAAUUUCUGCAUUAUUUUUGAACGUUGUCUUUUCUACUGAUCCAACUUCGACCGAAGCUGCCGAACAGUCCAGUACAACUGUGGUUACAACGACAGGAUCAGAUUUAGCUGCUACAGGAGCUUCAUCUUCUUCGACGGAAUUGCCAAGUUCGUCGACGACAACAACAGAAACGCCAGCAGAGUCUGAGCCAUCGGUUGUUCCCGUUUGCCCGCCCCAAAGUGUCCCAUCCGUAGAAUAUGAUAUGAAAAUCAAGACCACCGGAGAUCUCUUCGCCGGCACAGAUGAUCCCGUCUACAUCAUGUUCAACGGAGAGAACGUUUCAACUAAACUGACUCAAAUUCCGGAUGACCCACAACCUUCUGACUUUGAACGAGGGCAAACAGACGAAUUUACAGUAACAGUCACUGGAAUCGACGAAAUCAAAUCGGCGACAAUCAUCAAACCAGGAAACGACAGGUGGUACGUGGAAGACUUCUCGCUCACCGCUGGAAACUCUACUCUCGAGUUUGAUUGUUUUAAAACGCGAGUCGAUGGCUCCCAAAAACCGCUCGUUUGUACACUAAAAGAAGAUGCUGCUGAUGAUAAAUCUGAAUGA